CAGAGGUUGGGGAUGGUGGGAAGGGACAGCAGGGAGAGGGAAGGGUAACACUUAGGAAGGUCUUUGUGGUGUUGAAAGAGUAUAUCUUGAUUGUGGUAGUGGUUACACAAAUAUACACGUGAUAAAAAGUAGAAGUAUACACAAUGUACAAGUGUCAAUUUCCUGAUUUUUAUACUAAACUACUUAUGUAAGUUGUACUUGUUGAGGGAAACUGGGGGAAGGGUAUUAUUUUUCCAACUUGCUGUGAAUUGAACUCAAAAUGAAAGGUAAAACAAGACCCUAAAAAACCAUGACCAAGUGCACUGCGUGAAACUGAUUUGGAAGAACAAAAUUAUGAAAUAUAUAUUUUAGGGUGGUUGGGAGACUUUAAUAUGAUUGGAUAUUAGAUGAUAUUAGGGAAUUGUUAAUUUUCUUACCAUUAUGUAAUGGUGGUAUAACGUUUGGAGAAUAUUAUGAAAGAAUGCAUAUUGAAGUAUUUGGAAUGAAGUGUUUUGAUGUUUACAACUUUCAAAAAAUUUUUUUCCAGUAUAUACAGAGAGAUCAGGCAAACGUAGGCAAGUGUUGAGUCCAGAUGGAGGAUACAGGUACUCAUUGUACCAUUCUUUAAACUUUUCUGUACUGUUGAUAUUUUCAAAAUAAAACGUUUGGGGCAAAAUUAUCAGGGCGUUCUACAGACGAAUGCUUUGUAGCUUCAGGCUCCUGCGUACACGCCUCGCCCAACCACUGCCGAGCCAGGGGAUGUCCCCUUUCCUGAGGCUUUAGGGCCACAGUCCGCCUGCACCCUCCUACGCACUUUUAUUCCCAUCCCUGGUCCGCAGCGAUAUUGGACACCUAUCGAGAAGAUAGCACCUCCGACAUUCCUAGAGAGGCCGGCUUGGGGACUUGGGAAGCCGGAAGCCCGUCUCCAGGCACUUCCUGUCCGGUCAUUGUUCUCGCACCGGUAGGCGCGGGGCGCAUGAUCUAGCCUAUGUUCUGCUGCAGAGCCCGCGAGCUCUGGCCCGGCCUUUCCGCGGUGCUCGACAGUAUCAUCCUGGCCCUGAGAAGAAACUCAAGAAGAAACUUAAAGAUUAGAUGGGGCUUGACCUCUGCUGGGCAGCCCCCAGCUAUAAGAGUUCCCCUCCUGAGCAGAGACGAUGACUGCAGAACUGAGAGAGGCCAUGGCCUUAGCCCCCUGGGGCUCAGUGACAGUGAAAAAGGAGGAGGAAGAGGAAGAAAACUUCCUAGGUCAGGCAUCUAGCCAACAAGUGCACUCGGAGAACAUCAAAGUCUGGGCUCCUGGGGAAAGUCCCCAGACAGGCCUUGUCAUAUCAGAACAGGAGGAAAAGGAUCCAAACAUGUUCUGGAACAUGGCUGUAGUCCUGAAAGCAACACAGGAGGCACCUUCUGCCUCAGCCCUUGGCACCUGCUCAUUAUCAGGGACUCUGGCCAAGAGUGAGAUACUGGAGACACAUGGGAACAUGACCUCUCUAGGUGCUGAAACCAAGAACCCACAGUUACUGGUUCCAAAAACUGAGAUAUGUGAUGAAGCAGAAAAACCCUGCAUAAUGCCAGGAAGAAUCCAGAAAGUUAAUCCUCCAGAACCUGAGUUAGGAGAAGCCUGUGAAAAAGGGAACCUGUUAAAGAAGCAGAGAAUCAAGAGGGAAAAGAAAGAUUUCAGACAAGUGACAGUGAAGGACUGUCAUGUACCUGAAAGCUUCAAAGUAGAGGAAAACCAGAAAUGUCAGGAAUCUGGGGAAAGGUAUAGCCUUAGUUCUAGCUCUGUUAAAAAUCAGAAAAGCCAGCCUGGACAGAAGCCUUUUACAUGUAGUGUGUGUGGAAAAGGCUUUAGUCAGAGUGCAAACCUCGUAGUGCAUCAGCGAAUCCACACAGGGGAGAAGCCCUUUGAAUGUCAUGAGUGUGGGAAGGCCUUCAUUCAGAGUGCAAACCUUGUUGUGCAUCAGCGAAUCCACACUGGACAGAAGCCGUAUGUUUGUUCAAAAUGUGGGAAAGCCUUCACUCAGAGUUCAAAUCUGACCGUACAUCAAAAAAUCCACUCCUUAGAAAAAACCUUUAAGUGUAGUGAAUGUGAGAAAGCCUUCAGUUAUAGCUCACAACUUGCUCGGCACCAGAAAGUCCACAUUACAGAAAAAUGCUAUGAAUGUAAUGAGUGUGGGAAAACAUUUACUCGGAGCUCAAACCUCAUUGUCCACCAGAGGAUCCACACUGGGGAGAAGCCCUUUGCCUGUAACGAUUGUGGCAAAGCCUUCACCCAGAGUGCAAACCUUAUUGUGCAUCAGCGAAGCCAUACUGGUGAGAAGCCAUAUGAGUGUAAAGAAUGUGGAAAAGCCUUUAGUUGUUUUUCGCACCUUAUUGUGCACCAGAGAAUUCACACUGCAGAGAAACCUUAUGAUUGCAGUGAGUGUGGAAAAGCCUUCAGUCAGCUCUCUUGCCUUAUUGUGCAUCAGAGGAUUCACAGUGGAGAUCUCCCUUAUGUGUGUAAUGAGUGUGGGAAGGCCUUCACGUGUAGCUCAUACCUGCUUAUUCAUCAGAGAAUUCAUAAUGGGGAGAAACCUUACACAUGCAAUGAGUGUGGCAAGGCCUUCCGGCAGAGGUCGAGUCUCACUGUGCACCAGAGAACCCACACUGGGGAGAAGCCCUACGAGUGUGCCAAGUGUGGUGCGGCUUUCAUUUCUAACUCGCACCUCAUGCGACACCACAGAACUCAUCUUGUUGAGUGACAAGUACUUGUUACUCCAGGCAUUGAUCAUAAUCCACUGCCCCCUAAUUGGACACGUCUUUGCUGUUUUUGUUUGUAAAAAUGAGGCCCGCCAUGUUACAAGUAACAGUUUUCAAGAAUGCAGCACAGAACACAAGACAAGCAUUUCAGAGGCUGACUUAAAGAAAGUGAAAGCAUCUAAAGGCAAGGACUGUGUUUUAAACUGUGCCCUCAGUAGUCCUGUUUGAAAUGAAAUGUGGCUUUCUUUAAAAUGGGUCAUGCAAAGCUAAGUGAUAAAGAUCCUGUUUGAGGAAAGGUAUUUUUAGCUUAAUUUUGUUUUUUGAGCCUGGUAAUUUCUUGAGCAACAGGCAGGUUGUUGGUAUAGGUCUGCCUGGUGCAAUUCUGGAGCUUUGAACCUUGUAUUCUAGUAUUUGGGUUAAGCAGUGAUUAAUUAAGGAAAUCACUUGGGGUAGCAAUUCACCAACAACUCACCUAUGAACAUUGAUUAGCUUUCCAUUCCUUAGGUAAUUUAAACAAAAAAACACCCUAUUAACUGUCUCCUGGUCCUAAAAUGGAUAGAAGUAGGAAACAGCUGUUUCUCUUAUUAUCUGUGACUCGUGAACCUUGGUGUAGUAAAGCUCUGGGGACCUCUGAUGAGUCUUUUCUUCCCAGUGUGCAGGGCCAAACACUGGAGGGUUGAUGGAGACAACACGCUGGGGCCACAAAUGUGCUGGCCUGUAUUCAUUUGCUAAGAUCAACAACUCUAAGUGACCCUAACUCCCAUUGUACUCCCAUUGGAGUAAGAUGCCUGUGACACUCCCCAGAUAGAGGAGUCAAAGAAUAAAGCUUGCCGAGAGGCAUAGCCACGUUGUCUAUGCUCAUUCUGCUUAGGCUCAGGGAGCUCAAUUUGGGUGUUAUUCUCACUUUCUGGCUGGUCUUUAGAAGAACUAAUGGAGUCCUAAUUCUGAGAGGGAGGAGGAAGAAUGGGACUCCUUAGGUCUUAAUUUGGUUUUUUUUUUUUUGAGAAGUUCAAAGGUAUUGGAAUAUGAAAACUUAGAAGGAUGAAGAAACUGGCUAAGGUAAGAACCUUUGUUACCAUUGAGCCUUUAUUCUUAGUAAAAUGAUUUAUAAAACUAUGCAAUAGGUAGUUAUGUAAUAUUGCCUUGUAUUUAUAUAGAACUUAAUUCUUUGUUUAAAUUUGAUUAUGCACCUUCAUGUAUAAAAACAAGAUUCCCAGCACUUCUCUCAUGCUUUCACAUAGAUCCUUACCUUAAUCUUUAGAACACUGAAAGAGCUGUUUGCCCCAUUUAUCUGAGAGUGGUCAAACAGCAAAUAACAGCCUACAUUCAAAUCCAGGACUUAAAUCUGGGUUCUCUUUGUUCUGCCAUGCUGUGUGUCUAACCACCUGUAAUCCUCACCUGGGUCUGUGCAGAGCCUGAGAAAGGGGUAUAUGGUCUCAUUUUCAGGUGAGGAAGCUGAGUGACAGAUUUGGGGAUGUGCCUUAGGCAGAGUAACCAGUAAGCAGCAAAUCUGAGACUAAUUUGAGUUUCCCAAAUUCUGGAUCUCUCUCCUCACCCCAUUCAGCAAGCAGGUGCAUAUCGUAAGUGCCCUACCUGUUGAUAAGCGAUCUGGUGUGACUGUCAGUAGAAGUCCCACCAUUGGGACUCAUACUGGCUCAUUUGUAUUUUACAGAGCAGUUUUAAUGCAUAGAAGGCAUAUGUAUAAACAGGAAAGCUUGUUUAUUUUCUCUUCCCCCUUCUCUUCAACCGUGGUGUUUUAUCCAGGCAUGUGCGCCUUCUUUUCCCAGUUGCAUUGUCAGUCAUACACAACUGUAAGAAGUCAGUAGAAUUCAAAAGUGAGAAUCAAAAAUGCUCAUGUCCUCACUGACCCUGACAGUCCCUAUUCCUGUCUCCUAGCUAGCAGUGGAGAGACCCAAAGAUAAGACCUCAUGCUGAGAAUAGGAACAAGCUUAGGUUUUUCCCUCUGCAGGAUCAGGAAGCCCAGAAGAUAGGGAGAGCAGGUCUGAUGAUUUGGGAUAAAUUGGUGAUCUAGACCUAUCAAGAGACCAAAAGUACUUUCCUGAAAGGUACCAGCUGGGACUUAUGACCAUUGGGGCAGUUAAAUUGUUUUAGUUCCACAUUGUGUGUUCAUCCUCAUAAUUGGAUGCUCAUCAUGGAUGAUUGUGAUUUCCUGGCUAAAGGUUGCUAUUCAUAGACAAUUCAGAAAAGGCUACUCAGGUGAUUGUGAUGUGAAGGUAAAGGUGAAGCUUGAUUUGGGAAUCAGACCCAACUUCUCAGUGAAACAGUGGUUUUCACUUAGCUGCAUGUUAAAAUCACCUAGUGUGCUUAAGAAAAUUUCCAGUCCCAGGGCCCAGUAUUUUUUUUAGUUCUGGAGGGAACCCAGUGUGUAACCAAGGUAAUGGCCACUGUAGUCAAAUAAAGUCUGCAGGCCACAAAUACAUGUGAUCAAAGGUGGAGUGGGGAAGCCCUAGAAUAAAGAUCUGGAUGUGUGUGUGUAGAGUGUUCUGUGUGGUUUCAGCAAAACAAGAUGCUAACGACAUUGUCUGUACUGGUGUCCUGUACCUUGGCUGUGAGGAUUCUGUGACUGACUCUGUUUGUAUUUUAAGUGAUAUACCACACUUUUUAUUUAUAUGAGCAAGCCACGUUUUACAUAACAUACUUUUAUAUUCCUCAUUCAACAAAAUGACUUUUUACAUUUCUACUGUAUUUCAUUUCAGGGUCUGGGUUUCCACAAACCUUCACCCACGUUCAGGACCUCCAGUCCUUCACAAAUCACGGGAACCUAAUGGAUUACUAGAUAGACCAGAUCCUUACCCAACUAACAACUCUUGCUUCCAGUUCAACGCCAGCCCUCAAAAUAAAUUACAGCCCUCCUUUUUCUGUAUGGUUCCUGAUAAAUGACAAGGGACUGCUCCUUAUUGUCAGAUUUGGCUUAGCUUUUCCUUUUCCCAGAGGUCAGCUCCUUUCUCCUUUUGCUGUUAUUUCUAGAAGUGGAUGGGAACUCUGAAGCCCUGCUUCUUAAGUUGCCAAGAGCUAUCAAGGAGCCAGACCAGCUGAGCCAAGAAGUCUCAAAUGAGACCAACAGUUAUGUAUCAGGUGGAGCACAGUGAUGUAAAAGUGAUAAUGAAAUCUUGUAUUUUGCGGGGCACAGGUGAGAGACUCUUCAUUGAGACACACACAGACGCACACCCCUACGUCCCUCAAACAUUUGCCCGUGAAUUCCUCUAGGCUCAGGAAGAGGUGUUUGGGGCAAGGCUAAUAUUCUAUGUUUUGGGUCCCCUCCCUUCCUUGCCUAGGUAGUUGUCCUCCCACAUCUGUCACUUCACUUGCUCCAUUCUGUGCUCAAUCUUUCACAGCCCCUUUGAGGAUCUAAUGGGGUUGAAGAUACUCUUCCAGAGAAAUGCAGAUAGCACAUUCAGUUUUGCACUCAUUUGUGGGGGUGCAGAUAAGCUUCCUAAGGCCAGUUAUUGGCUCCUUUAGGGUGUAAAGUCACACUUGGGAAUGCACUACAUAAUUGCCAUUGACUUUUAUUUUUAACUUAUUUUAUUUUAUUCUUUUUAAAUGAGCUCUACACCCAGCAUGGAGCCCAACGUGGGGCUUGAACCCUGAAAUUAAGACCUGAGCUGAGAUCCAAGAUUCAGUCACUUAACUGAGUCACCCAAGUGCCCCAUUACCAGUGACAUUUUUAAAAAAUGAGGUUGGGGGUGCCUGGGUGGCUCAGUCAGUUAAGCCUCUGAUUCCUGAUUUUGGCUCAGGUACUAAUCACAGUCAUGAGAUGGGGCUCUGCACUGGGCAUGGUGCCUGCUUAAGAUUCUCUUUCUCCCUCUGCCCCUUGCCUACUGGUGUAUGCUCUC
Molecule: messenger RNA, 6569 nt
Organism: Lynx canadensis (Canada lynx)
Lineage: Eukaryota; Metazoa; Chordata; Mammalia; Carnivora; Felidae
Gene: ZNF35
Product: zinc finger protein 35
Exons: 4
Coding region: 1134-2717 (527 amino acids)
Source: RefSeq, a predicted model, not a curated record